GCCAUUUUUGAAAAGACUUUUAACGAAGGUCCACAAAAAAUCGAAAAGUUCUUUUAUUUAUCUGCUGUAAUUAUUUUAGUUUUAUUAUUAGAAAAUGAGUCUGAAGAGAGGAGCAGAGGAUGGAAAGAAUGGUUUGGCCAUAACGGAAGCAGAAGCCGAGCUUUAUGACCGACAAAUUCGACUGUGGGGUCUUGAUGCUCAAAAGAGACUGAGAGCAUCAUGUAUUCUUGUUAUUGGAUUGAAUGGUGUUGGUGCAGAGAUUUGUAAAAACCUUGUGUUAUCAGGCAUCAAGUCUCUGACCAUGCUUGACCAUCAUCCUGUGACAGAAGAAGACUUUCUCAGUCAGUUUCUUAUACCAAAAGAGGAUCUUGGAAAAAAUAGAGCAGAGGCUUCUUUACAAAGAGCAAAGGAUCUUAAUCCUAUGGUCCAAGUUACUGCAGAUUGUGAUGACAUCACAAGCAAACCAGAUACCUUCUUUAAGGACUUUGACGUUGUCAUAACAACAGGAUGUUCUUUAGAAACUCUUUCAAAGAUAAAUGAGAUAUGCCAUGUCAAUAAGGUCAAGUUUUAUGCAGCUGAUGUUUUUGGCUUUUAUGGUUACAUGUUUGCUGAUUUAGGGUGUCACAGAUAUGUUGAGGAACAAAAGAAAACCAUCAAAGCUAGUGAGCCUAAAAGGAAGAAACCAAACAAAGAAGAUACUGAAACUGUGUUAGUUGAAAAGUUUGCAGAAUUCUAUAGAUUUAAAGAUGCUCUUUGUUGUAAGCUUGAUGAAUCAACACCACCAAAAACCCUGAAGAGAAUAUCAUCAGUAUAUUUUAUAUUGCAAGUGUUGUUCAGAUUUAUGAAAAUACAUGGAAGAGAACCCAAAGUUCAGUCAUUAGAUCAAGAUACCAAGGAACUACAAAGAUUAAGAGAUGUAGUGAUGGAAGAACUCAAGCUCGACAAAACAUUGAUAGAUGAACAUUUUUCAAGACAUUGCACAGCAUCUUUGAGUCCAGUUUGUGCUAUUGUUGGUGGAGUCGUUGGACAGGAAGUUGUAAAGGCUGUAUCUGGCAGGGAUAGCCCAUUGAACAACUUCUUUUUCUAUGACGGAUUAGAAGGCCAUGGUAUGGUGGAGUGCUUCAAGUAAAUCAACCCUAGUAACCUGGUGACUUACUAUGGGUCCAACCCAACUGUGGCAGCACAUCAAAAAUUGAUGUUGCUACCAUGCCCACACUUUUACUUUAAGCAUGAGGUUCGCCGUUCGAUUAAAUAAUUGCUGAUAGAAGCAUGGUCAUGGAGACAUACCAAUUCAAAGUCAAAUGCCAAGACAAAUGUGUAAAACUGUUUUUGCCUGCUGAAGAGGUCGAAAGCCUAAGUUUAGGGUCUUGUCUUGAAUGAAUCUCUAACAGGAUUGUGAGUCUUCUUGGGAAAGAAGUGAUCAUGCAAUAUCUUGAUGUCAUAUCUACCCUAUCAAUGAAAUUUACCAAUAUGGGCAUGACAGCAGACAAAUAUGGGCAUGUUAGCGACACAAAACUUUGAUGCACUGCCAGUGGGACCGUAGUACUGUAAAAAAAUCUUCUAAUGUUUAUAUUCCUUUGACAAUCUAAUUAAU
Messenger RNA from Actinia tenebrosa (Australian red waratah sea anemone), 1594 nucleotides. RefSeq names its product SUMO-activating enzyme subunit 1. The record is from RefSeq and is a predicted model, not a curated record. Gene Ontology annotation, cellular component: cytoplasm; SUMO activating enzyme complex. Gene Ontology annotation, molecular function: SUMO activating enzyme activity. Gene Ontology annotation, biological process: protein sumoylation. NCBI's taxonomy places the organism in Eukaryota, Metazoa, Cnidaria, Anthozoa, Actiniaria, Actiniidae.